This is a messenger RNA of Racocetra persica, 222 nucleotides long. NCBI's taxonomy places the organism in Eukaryota, Fungi, Glomeromycota, Glomeromycetes, Diversisporales, Gigasporaceae. The record is from the annotation of a GenBank genome assembly.
AAAGUAUCAUAUGAAGCAGUAAUUGAAACUCUCAAGAGGAAACCAUUGAAACUACUUCGCAUUCUACUAAUACUAUUCGAUGAUGACAUAAUUAAAUCAUACACCACUUCAGAAAUAAUGAUCAGAGAAUUAAUCAGUGAAUGUAACAUAGAUAUGUUAUGGAUUGAGGAACUACUAAAUAUUCAAAGUACAAAUAUCAUGAAACUAGGAAUCAAUAAUUGA